AUCUAAUUGACCAAGCUGAGUCACUUGAUCCAACAGUGCCCUCAAAUUUUUUGCCUCUUGAGGAAGUGUACGUUGGUCCCCAAGCGCUAAUGUCCUUAUUAGAAUCAAAGAACAAGGAUAUGAAUCAACAUAUCAAAACUAGGUGCAUAAACUUUUUUGUAGCUACAACAAAAGCAAUGUUGGAAAAAUUCAACUUCAAGGAUCACCAGUUAUGGAAAGACUUAGGUAUCCUGCAUCCUAAAAAAGUGCUGAAUCAAGUUAGCUUAGCUCCGGUAUUGAGGCAUUACAAAUUCCUCGGAGAAGACCUCAUACAUAAAAUCGAUGUAGAAUUUCGAGGUCUUGCAUUUGAACCUACACUGAAAGAUACUGACAAAUGUGUCCGAAUUUUAUGGAAAAGUUUUUGAAAUUAAUUUGGGCAAUACCCUAAAGUACCCGAAUUUGAGCUAUUUUAUCCAGAAUCAUGUAUUUACACUCCCUCACUUCUCAGCGUGUGUGGAGAGAGAUUUUUCCACUCAGAAUUUGAACAAAACCAAGUUGAGAAAUAGAAUUGAAAAUCCCACCAUGAGAGGGAUCAUGCAUUCUAAAGCUUUCAUUGAUAUGGAUAAUUGUUAUGAUUUUGAAAUUUCUGAUAAUGUUUUGAAAUUUUUCAACAAAAACAUGUACAACGGUGUCUCUUAUUAAGGUAUCUAUGACAAGAACUAGUCUUUGAAUUGUUCUAGUCAAAAUUAUUAGGUAUCUCAUGCCUAAAUAAAGAAUUCUGAAGUUCUAAUUUUUUUUUCUUGCAUCCAACUUUACCUUCUGAUCAUUUAACAGCCCAAUAUCACUUACGUGUUGCUCUCGUAAUUACGUAUAUUCAUUUGUCAUCUUUCAAAGCUAUUGAGAUUUUGUAACAUUCAGACUGAAGCUUAGUCAAUUUAAGUACAAGUUGGAAUUAUGGUUCCUGUCUAAUUAAGGUAAUUUUUAGUUUUUCCUAUAUUUGAUCAUUAUUUCCAAAAUGGAACUCGUUUGAUAAUGAAUUUGACUGAUUAGUGAUUAGGCAUCUCAUGCCUAAAUUAAGAAUUCUGAAGUUCUAAUUUUUUUUCUCCGUCCAAAUGUAGCUUCUGAUCAUUUCAUAGCCCAAGAUCAUUUGCCUGUGACCUAUGUAUAUUCAUUACUCAACAGUUAUUUUUUUGUCGUGUAAGAAUUUUCUUUCUACUAAGCCAUUGAGAUUUGUAGCAUUUAAGCUGAAGCUCAGUCAGUUUAAGUACAAAUUGAAAUUCUGAUUCCUAUCUGAUUAGAGUAGUUCAUAGGCAAUCUAAUUUUUCCUAUAUUUGAUCAUUAUUUCAAAAAUGGAACUCGUGUGAUAAUGAAUUUGACUGAUUAGUGAUUAGGUAUCUCAUGCCUAAAUUAAGAAUUCUGAAGUUCUAAUUUUUUUUCUCCGUCCAAAUGUAGCUUCUGAUCAUUUCAUAGCCUAAUAUCAUUUACCUGUGACCUAUGUAUUUUCGUUACUUAACAAUUAUUUUUUUGUCGUGUAAGAAUUUUCUUUCUACUAAGCCAUUGAGAUUUUGUAUCAUUUAAGCUGAAACUCAGUCAGUUUAUUGAAAAUCUGCAAUGCAAGGUAGCUUUCUCUAAAUGCACUUUGAGGCCAAAGUGGUGUGUUCUGAGUGGUUCCGCUGGGACACACAAUAUUUGUUUUUGCACCAUACAUCAGAAUGUAAAACUGCUCCUUUCAGCAUGCGAAAUUGAAGAAACUUAUCAGGAAUUGAUCGAAUACCUUGUCUGUUCCACGGACAACAAAGACUGUAUGUUACGCCAUUGUACUGAGUGUCCAAAUAACAGAAAACUGAAACAGUUUCUUAAGGACAAAUUUGAUGAGUAUGAUUCUGAGGAUGAGAUCUCAUACAAUAUGUGGGUCUCAACUGACAGGACGCAACAAGCAACUUUCCACGUAACGCUUGAAGAGUACAUUGAAAAGCUGUUAAGCAGUCUGGAGGAGUUGAUCUCGCAUUCCUUUAUAGCCAAACAACAAGGCAAGUUUCUCCAGGACAAGAAGGCGAAUAUAAAGGAGAAUGAAGCUAUUUUGGUCCUUGAUUUUAGUCAGAACUAUUCAUACUGCAUUCAAGACAAAGUUCAAGGUGCUUAUUGGUCUCAUGAAAGUUGCUCACUUCAUCCUGCUGUUUUAUACACCUUUAGUGAAAAAGAAGAACCAAUUAAAAGCAGCAUGUGUGUGAUUUCUGAUGAUUUAAAUCAUGAUGUUGCUUUUGUUUAUGAAACCCAAAAAGUCAUCGUUGAACACAUCAAAGAAUGCUUCCCGAAAGUCCAAUACCUACUGUACCUCAGUGACGGUUGUGCUGGUCAGUACAAAAACAUCAAAAAUUUUCUGAAUUUAUGUUUUCAUCAUGAAGACUUUGAUAUUGCAGCUACCUGGUCAUUCUUUGCCACCAGUCACGAGCAGUCUUCUUGUGAUGGAGUAGGUGGAACAACCAAGUGCCUAUUGAGAAAGGCAAGCCUUCAGAUAGACUGCGGAGAAAAUAUUGAUACUGCUUUGAGGGUCUACAAAUUUUGUAGUACUGAAAUAGAUAACAUCAAAUAUUGGUUUGUGCCAUCAGAGAAGAUGUUGGAGAGACGUCAACAGUUAACAAUGCGAUUUUCUUUGGCCAAAAAUAUUCCAGGAACGAGGAGCUAUCACCAUUUUGAACCUUUGACAACAAUGUCCAUCGAAACAAGGAGAAUAAGUUAUGACCCAAAUUACUACUGUAUUUUUAAUUUUUCUGAAGAUCAAGAAUCAUCAUCCCUGAAAAUGAGUGGAAUUUUCAUCAACUCAUACAUUGCCUGUUCUUAUGAUGACCACUAUUUCUUCGGUUUAAUUUUGUC
Messenger RNA from Bemisia tabaci, 2853 nucleotides. The record is from RefSeq and is a predicted model, not a curated record. NCBI's taxonomy places the organism in Eukaryota, Metazoa, Arthropoda, Insecta, Hemiptera, Aleyrodidae.